CACUUCGCUGUCAACGUUGACACCGCAAUGAACUUCCUCUCCCAAAGAAUCUUCUCUUUUGAAACUCUGUGUGCAUUACUGGCUGUGCUGUUUGUAAUCUUGGUUGGUAACAAUUUGAUCUCCGGGCAGCAGUGUGACGCAGGAGAUCCAGAGCUACCGUUCGACACUCGUGAACCAAUGAAAGGCAUCAAGCUGAGUGGCAUGGCGCCCUGGCGAACUGUACUCGUCCAAGACCUCUCACACUGCGCCGAGCUGUGCAAGAAAAGAAAGUCGUGCACCGUGUACAAUGUAGGGCCAUUGGACACGACUGGGCUGGUGCGUCCGUGUGAGUUGUAUGACGGGCCUGUGCUGGUUAAAGAGGACCAGACCACUAAUAACCCAGACUGGUACCUUGGGGGACGCCAGUGCGAUGUCGGCAACGAUUGCACAAAUGGUAAAGAAUGUAUUCAGUUCGGGUCCAGGAAGUCUCCAGAGAAAAAGUGCAUCCCAGUUUGUCCGUCUAGAAGUUUAUGGGAAUACCACCAAGGAAUAUGCUACCGCUUUGUAAAAGGUGAUGGAAAGGAGGAGAAGUGGGAUGGUGCUAGAGACGAAUGCCUUUCGAAUGGAAAUCUUGUGAUGGUCAAGAACGCAAACAUCAACACCCUUCUGUCGAAUAUUGCUUCAAAUCAGAAAGAUUCGUGGAUUGGCUUAAUUCGGAAGGAGGACGACCGUACGUUUCACUGGGUGGACGGCACGCCAGUAGGUUACACAAACUUCGCCUCUGGCCAGCACGACCGCUCAGGCAGAAGCAAGGCGUGCGUGUACAUGCGGCAAACUGACGGCAAAUGGGUAGACGACGAUUGCAACCAAAAGAUGAAUUAUAUCUGCGAAAUACCUGCAAUCAAAUACUAGUUCUACUUGCAAAACUUGCAAAACCAAAAAUCACUCUUUUAUAGACCCAAAAAGCUAUUGAUGAUAGGUUUGGUUUAAAAGCACAUU
This is a messenger RNA of Nematostella vectensis (starlet sea anemone), 978 nucleotides long. RefSeq names its product macrophage mannose receptor 1. The record is from RefSeq and is a predicted model, not a curated record. Lineage: Eukaryota; Metazoa; Cnidaria; Anthozoa; Actiniaria; Edwardsiidae. Bases 28 to 891 code for a protein of 287 amino acids. Gene Ontology annotation, molecular function: signaling receptor activity. The transcript has 5 exons.